Drosophila biarmipes is the source of this 454-nucleotide messenger RNA. RefSeq lists its product as uncharacterized. Bases 39 to 332 code for a protein of 97 amino acids. The transcript has a single exon. Lineage: Eukaryota; Metazoa; Arthropoda; Insecta; Diptera; Drosophilidae. The record is from RefSeq and is a predicted model, not a curated record.
CUACUAGAGAUGCAGUUGCCCGCAGUCUAUUGAACACAAUGAAGAGGCACAUUAUUCCGCUUCUGCUGCUACUUGGCAUUAUUUGUGCAGUGCUAGUCGCUGGCCAUCCACACGAUCUUAUUGGAUCUACGGACGAUCCUAACUACGAUGUCUUGGAGGAAUCUGGCAGCGGAUACAAUAGUGCCGAAGAGUUCAUGAACGCAAUGGACGAACUAGUCAGGCGCUGGCAGGAGUACGACGCAGCUCAAAAGAACUCUACCGACUAUUCAAGUCUUGACUACGAUGAGACUACGUUGGACUCAACCGAUUUUGUUACCAAUCCGGCGACUUAGUAGUAGUGUGUUAUAUAUAUUUUUUAAAUAAUUUAAAUAAUUUAUUGACUUCCUAAGGUAAUUAUUUUUUUUUCUUUUUUGUAAAUAAAUGAAUAUUAAAAUAGAACAAAUAAAAUACACAA